ACCGUAUGCAUUGACUGUUGACUGCAUGGUUGACUGUCACUCUGUCCCAAACUCAAACAUCAGGUGUAAAAGUUCAGCGACUGUCAGGAACAAGAAACUAAACGACUGAGAUGGCAACGAGCUCGGAGGUGUUCUCGUAUGAGAGCUUGGUUCAUGCUGUGGCAGGAGCCGUGGGAAGUGUGACAGCGAUGACAGUGUUUUUCCCCCUGGAUACCGCCAGACUGCGUCUGCAAGUGGAUGAAAACAGGAAGGCCAAAUCCACUCCAGCAAUUCUGGCAGAUAUUAUCAAAGAAGAAGGACUACUUGCACCCUACAGAGGCUGGUUCCCUGUCAUCUGCAGUCUUUGCUGCUCCAAUUUUGUCUAUUUCUACUGUUUCCACUGCCUCAAAGCCAGUUGGCUGAAGGGAAAACCAUCAGCACCCACCACUGACUUAAUCGUAGGCAUCGCUGCAGGAGUUGUAAAUGUAUUGGCCACCACUCCUUUGUGGGUGGUCAACACAAGGCUGAAGCUUCAGGGAUCCAAGUUUCGCAAUGAAGACAUCCGUCCCACCAACUACUCUGGCAUCUUAGAUGCAUUUGUGCAAAUCGUCCGUGAUGAGGGCAUCGGGGCCCUGUGGAACGGAACCUUCCCGUCCCUGCUGCUGGUGCUGAACCCUGCCAUCCAGUUCAUGAUUUACGAGGGCCUGAAGAGGUGGCUCAGGAGAGGAAUUCCCAGGGAACUUUCAUCACUAGAGAUCUUUGCGAUUGGCGCUGUCGCCAAAGCUGUUGCCACCACUGUUACAUACCCUCUGCAGACCAUACAGUCCAUUCUUCGGUUUGGUCAGUUCAACACUACAACAGAGAAGUCAAAACUGCUGUCCAGUAUGAAAACGAUCAAGUGGCUACUCGUCAAUAGGACAAGGAAGGACGGCAUGUUGGGUCUGUUUAAAGGCCUGGAGGCCAAGCUGCUGCAAACGGUGCUGACCGCUGCCCUUAUGUUUCUUCUCUAUGAGAAGAUCGCCAACAGUACCUUCAGAGUAAUGGGACUAAGCAACAACCACUUCAAGAAACAUUAGGUGGCAAAACCCCUCUGUAGCAUCCCAGUCGAAAUCAAAGCAAGUCUGGACUGAAGGUCUCAUCAUGUAGUUUAUUACUCUGUACCUCAGACAAAAAAAAAACACUGAGAUUAAUAGCAAUAAUCAUGUGUUAUCGUUUCAAAAACACUGAAUCUUUAGCUGUGACCUGUUUGCAAUAUAUUCCAUCCAAAAAAUGAUUACAAAAUAAAGCACUACUGUUUUUUUUUUUACGUUGCUACAGGAUGUUUCUGAAAGAAUAAGAGUGUGUGUAUUGUUAAGCUGCAAAUCAGGUGUUGUUGUAAAUCUGUAAUAAGUGCUUUUGAGUUUCUCAUCCUAUUGACUUAUUUUCCUUCAGCAGAGGGAGAACAAGAUAAUAAAUGUAAAAUAAAUUGUUUUCCAAAUGG
Messenger RNA from Cololabis saira (Pacific saury), 1459 nucleotides. RefSeq names its product solute carrier family 25 member 17 (gene slc25a17). Bases 111 to 1055 code for a protein of 314 amino acids. The transcript is spliced from 9 exons. The record is from RefSeq and is a predicted model, not a curated record. Gene Ontology annotation, biological process: transmembrane transport. Gene Ontology annotation, cellular component: peroxisomal membrane. Lineage: Eukaryota; Metazoa; Chordata; Actinopteri; Beloniformes; Belonidae. Gene Ontology annotation, molecular function: NAD transmembrane transporter activity; FMN transmembrane transporter activity; ADP transmembrane transporter activity.